Suncus etruscus (white-toothed pygmy shrew) is the source of this 2207-nucleotide messenger RNA. RefSeq names its product autophagy related 5 (gene ATG5). The transcript is spliced from 8 exons. Gene Ontology annotation, cellular component: Atg12-Atg5-Atg16 complex; phagophore assembly site membrane; cytoplasm. Lineage: Eukaryota; Metazoa; Chordata; Mammalia; Eulipotyphla; Soricidae. The record is from RefSeq and is a predicted model, not a curated record. Gene Ontology annotation, biological process: autophagosome assembly; cellular response to nitrogen starvation; C-terminal protein lipidation. The coding region runs from base 106 to 933 and encodes 275 amino acids.
GAUCGGGUGCGCGCGUGCGUGGAUGUGCUUCCCCGUCUGUCAAAUUUUGGCUUUUGGUUGGAAAAAAGAACUUAGCCUAUAUGUUCUGCAUUAACCACUGGAAGAAUGACAGAUGACAAAGAUGUGCUUCGAGAUGUGUGGUUUGGACGAAUUCCAACUUGCUUUACCCUGUAUCAAGAUGAGAUAACUGAACGGGAGGCAGAGCCAUAUUAUUUGCUUUUGCCAAGAGUAAGUUAUUUGACGUUGGUAACUGACAAAGUGAAAAAGCACUUUCAGAAGGUUAUGAGACAAGAAGACAUUAGUGAGAUAUGGUUUGAAUAUGAAGGCACACCUCUGAAAUGGCAUUAUCCAAUUGGUUUGCUAUUUGAUCUUCUUGCAUCAAGUUCAGCUCUUCCUUGGAACAUCACAGUACAUUUUAAGAGUUUCCCUGAAAAGGAUCUUCUGCAUUGUCCAUCAAAGGAUGCAAUUGAAGCUCAUUUUAUGUCAUGUGUGAAAGAAGCUGACGCUCUAAAGCAUAAAAGUCAAGUAAUCAAUGAAAUGCAGAAAAAAGAUCACAAGCAACUCUGGAUGGGAUUACAAAAUGGCAAAUUUGACCAGUUUUGGGCCAUCAAUCGGAAACUCAUGGAAUAUCCUGCAGAAGAAAAUGGAUUUCGAUACAUCCCUUUUAGAAUAUAUCAGAUGACAACAGAACGGCCUUUUAUUCAGAAGCUUUUUCGUCCUGUGGCUACAGAUGGACAAUUAACCACACUAGGUGAUCUCCUGAAAGAAGUUUGUCCUUCUGCAAUUACUUCUGAAGAUGGGGAAAAAAGGAAUCAAGUGAUGAUUCAUGGCAUUGAGCCAAUGUUGGAAACACCUCUGCAGUGGCUGAGCGAACACCUGAGCUACCCAGAUAAUUUUCUUCAUAUUAGUAUCAUCCCUCAACCGACAGAUUGAAGGCUCAACUCAUUGCCUUGGCAGAAUCACCUUGACACAGGACUUACCCAAGCAUGUCAUUUUUCUGCUUCAGUCAGGUUUAGUGGAAGCACCCUGAACCAGAAACACUGCUGCAGACCAAGCAGAAGAAAGAUUCCACGGGAGAUAAGGCCUUGAGCUGGUCUGCCUGUGCAUCACCACUGCUCCCCUCCACUGCCGUCAUUCAGCCUCCUCUACAACAGGACAGACUUGGCAGGACCACUCUCAAGUCUUCUAUUUUCUUGUAAGAUACAAUGAAGCUGAAACCUGUGGCCUAAGAAGAAGAUGGAAAUAUAUGCCACUCGAUUUGUACUUCUGAUUAACAAAUAAACAGGGGUAUUUCCUAAGGUGACCAUGGUUGAACUUUAGUUCAAGGGAGUGGAAACAUUGGUUUAAUUUUCAAGAGAAUUAGACUUAAGAAAGUAAAAGAGAAAUUCUGUUAUCAAUAACUUGCAGUAAAUUUUUGUAACAGAUCAAAUUACAGUAACCCAUCUUUCCUUAAUGAAAAUUUCCUAUGUUUACAGUCUGUUGGUAUGCAAACAAUCUUGUAACUUUGAUAAUGAAUAGUAAGAGAUUUUUAAAUAAAGCUUCUAAAUAUGUUUUGUCAUUUAAUCACAUGCAUUUUGGUCACUUUUCCAGUACUUUCUGAUUCUCAGUAGAUCACUGUUUUUACUCUGUUAUCAUUCAGGCUGGUCAUCACUGGCUGGGAUGGGGUGCAGAAUAACUUCUCAGGAGCUGGCAUAGAAUUUCUUGUGGCCUGUUUUCAAAUGUGUUCUUUACAUUUACAUGAUAAAGGUAUUAGUAUAUUACCAUAUAUAUCUGUUGAUGUAUCAGUGUAGAUCUGUUAAAUCAUAGUUUGCUAAACAUCUGUAGUUGAAUUUUUGGAAAAAGUUGUCCCUUUCCAAGUUAAUGUUUCUCAUUGGCUCCAGAUCCAAUGUGGUGUUCCCUGGAAGCCAGUCUUUGAAGUCUCAAGAUUGCCAAUCUCUAGACUACAGUAGCUUUUCCUUAGCUUUACCAAAAAUAUUUAGAGCUUACAAGAGUUCUUACUCAAUAAUAUAAGGAAAUAUUUGUUGCACUUUAUUACCAUGCUGCUGGAACUCUUACCAGCUGACUGUAUUUGUGCAUUACACUUUGUUUCUUGUAAGCUAGCUUACUUUCCAUAUUGAACCAACCCGUUUGAGUAUGCAAACAAACAUAGUCAUCAUACAGUAAUGGUUUAGGUUUCCUAAUAAAAAUGAAUGUUUUUCUUAUAAAAA